GAGAUCCAACAUGACAGUGUUUUUUCCAUUGUUGCUGCUAAUCUGCACUCUCUCUACAGUUCGACUUCAAAUAAACUCUGACAGCAAAAUUACUCCACUUUUAAAUCGGGGAAUGGAAACAACACAAACCUCUGACCCUGAACAAACAUGUAAACCUGACAUCAAUUCUGUUCUGAGAGAGAUGAGUGCCUUGUUGGCUGAACUGAAAGCAGAGAUUAGACACUUACAGAAAGAGAAUGAAGCACAGGCAGCUAAGGUCAGAGAACUGGAGUUACAAAAGACGGAGUUGGACAAGCUGAAGGAACAGCACCAAGUGCUCAUGAAUAAUAUUCAACAAAACGUUUCUGGGAGAAGAUUAUGCACACUUCUUGAGGGAAUUUAUCAAUCACUGAUGGAGAUGUCAACUGAGCUAACACUUCGAGCAGAAGCUGAAGCACAUGUUAUGGGCUCAUUAUACCAUUCUACAUCUCAAAGAGGAAGGCCAAGGUACAACAUACCAGCUACUCAGCUGACUGACAUGCGAGACUUGGGGUUUAGUUGGAUGGCCAUAUCUCAAAUGUUGUCAGUAAAUGUUCGAACACUGUACAACCACAGGAUACAACUAGGUUUAGUGGACUAUGGAACUUUUAAUAAUAUUUCAAAUGUGGAUCUUGAUCAUCUCAUUACUGAGAUUCUUACACAUACCCCUGGCUCAGGAGAAUCCUACAUUAGUGGUAGUUUGAGAGGAAGAGGAAUCAGAGUUCAGCGGUGGCGAGUGAGAACGUUUAAGAAUAGUUGA
Messenger RNA from Oreochromis aureus, 778 nucleotides. RefSeq lists its product as uncharacterized. The transcript is spliced from 4 exons. Bases 11 to 778 code for a protein of 255 amino acids. NCBI's taxonomy places the organism in Eukaryota, Metazoa, Chordata, Actinopteri, Cichliformes, Cichlidae. The record is from RefSeq and is a predicted model, not a curated record.